GCUCUGGUGGACGCCGUCGGCUUCGCGGCACACCCCCUGCUAUCGAAGAGGACCGGGGAUGCACAGCAGUUUGCACAGGGCCUUCUUCCAUCUGCCCGACGCCGUGCAGCCGUACACGAAGAUGCACCCGGUCGCGCUCGAGGCGUACGUGGAGGACAUGUACAACGACCCGGGGAAGAACCAGGCCAUGCUCUACAAGCAGACGUUCCUCUUCCUGCUGCAGGAGCUCUUCCGCUACCGCUACCGGCAGCCCCUGGCGAGGCGCCUGGCGUCCGCGGCCUGCGCCCUGUGCGCGGAGCGCGGCCGGCGGAGCCGGCUGGAGGCCGCCAGUGGCCGCGGCGCCGGCGGCGACCCCGAGGCCGUGGGCAUCGCGGUGUGCGUCAUGAGCCGCCGCUCGGGGCUGGCGCUGCGCAGGGGCAUCCGCGAGACCUGGGCGUCCGAGCUCGCGGCAGGCACGGCGGUGCGCUUCUUCGUGGGCGCCCGCGACGCCGGCGGCGGGGGCGAGCGGGCCGUGGAGGACGCGGAGGCUGGAGACGUCGUCGAGCUGGACGCCCCCGAGGCCUACAACGCGGUCACGCUGAAGGCCUUCGCGAUGCUGGACUGGGCGUCCAGGAGUUUCCCGAACCUGCGCUUCCUGGUCCGAGCAGACGACGACGUGUACCUGCGCCCGGGGCCGCUGCUCCGGCAGCUGGAGCGGCGGCCGCCCGUGGCGAUCUGUGGGGGAACUUCGACCACGGCUCAAACCCGGUGCGGGAUCCAGGAUCGAGCACCCGCACUACAACUCGUACGAGCAGCUGCCCGAGCGGCGGCACCCGAUGUUCGGCGACAUCCUCCCGCCCUACGCCCGCGGCAGCCUCUGGGCCAUGUCCGCGGACCUGCUCUCCCUGGUGGCAGCCGCGUGGCGCGGGGAGCUGGAGAGGUACGGCGGCGGCCUCACCCUCGAGCUGGCGAGCCGGCUGCCCCACCCCGACGACCCCGCGCUCGGGGUAGCGCUCGCGGGCUUGGUGGACCGGGACCACUGGGUUCAGCUUGA
Molecule: messenger RNA, 1033 nt
Organism: Prorocentrum cordatum
Lineage: Eukaryota; Dinophyceae; Prorocentrales; Prorocentraceae
Source: the annotation of a GenBank genome assembly